AGUCCAAGAAGAGAACCUACAAACUAGACUUGUAGAUUAAAAUUAUCUGAUCAAAAAGGCAGACUCUGUAAAUUUCCUUAAGACCUACCUUGGCAUAAAGGCUGACCCAGCAAAAGAACUGAGACAGGGUCUCGCUAUGUUGGCCAGAUCGGUCUUGAAUUCCCGACCUCAAGCAAUCCUCCCGACUCAACGUCCCAAAGUGCUAGUGUUACAGGCAUGAGUCACCAUGCCUGGUUCCUCACUUUCGUUAUCUGUAAAAUGGGACUAAUAGUGAUACUUAUUACUGUGAAACUUAAGACACCUUUUUUUUUUUUUUUUUUUUUUUAAAUAGAGACAAAGUCUCACUACGUUGCCUAGGCUGGUCUCUAACUCCUGGACUCAAGCAAUCCUCCUGUCUCGGCCUCCCGAAGUGCUGGGAGCCAGACACGUUUUUAAUAACAAUAAAGCAACUAAUACUUUACUGAGAGCUUACUCUGUGCCACUGGCUUCACAUCAGUUUGUACAUAUGAAGUAUUUGGUAUGAUUCCUGGCACAUGCUAAACAAUAUAUAUAUUAGCUAAUAUUAUUAAUCAUUACUAUCUAAAGAAUCAUGAACAAAGUUAACAAUGGUUUAAUACAGAUACUUGAGACAGUUUCAGGGGCAAGAAAGGCAUCUACUAAAGGUGCUAGAAAUUUGGCUAUCAAAGACCUUCUUGAGAAUGCAAUAUCAAUCAUUUUUGGAAAGACUGUUAUUUCACCAAACGCUUCCUGUAUUAAAAAAAAAAAUUAACUGGCUUUGAAGUUAGCUAGACUUGAAUAACCAUCCAAAUAAUCCAAAGCUCCUAUUUGCCUUGUGUAAAUUUCUUUUAUCUGUCUGAGCACCAGUGACUUCAUCUGAAAAUGGGAACAAUGGCUAUCUUGUUGAGAUACUGAAGAAUUAAGAGAUAAUACAGUAUGAAAGCAGUUAUCACAGUGCCUAUGAAGAUUUUGUUGUUUCCAAAGCGUAGAGAUCAGGUCUCCUAAAACAUUUAAAAAUAAUCUAACAAAAUAAGGGUCAUUAAGUAGCUAUGCCAAGAAAAAAGAAUACACUAAAUGAUUAUGACAACUUGUUAGGGUAAUAAGUUAUAAAACAUUAAAAUAAUGCACUAAGAUUUUUUAAAGUCUAUAUCAUAUGAAACUGAAAUCGCCAUCUAACCUAAAUAAACUGAACAAUCAUCCCAGUGUUCCAUUAGCUCAAAUCUGAAGAAAAUACAAAAAAAAGUCUCUAAUCACCAAUAAAUGUUAAGUUACCUCAGAGCAAAAGAAAGUUGUAUAUACCCAGGUGGCCAAUAUCCAAUUCCAACAACACAGAAAGGCAGUCUCCAAAGCCUCAAAGUCCCGAGAUAUAGGAACUAGGAAACCCAAGCAACAACCUAGCUCCACAAGUCUGUAGUGCCCUUCUCAAGCCCCAUUAAAAGGCAGGAAGUGGGUAUGCAGCACUCUCAAGGGUAUCUACCUCUAAAGGAAGAAGCAAAGAGGACAGUCAAAUAUAAACUCAUAGUCCUGAAUUGUAGCAAACAAGAGAGGCUCACUCAAGGGAAGCAAAGCUGCAUUUCCUGUUCUGUUCCUAGUAACUGCUACACUAAAGUCUUAAGACACCUUUGUCAUACGCAAGGAUGAUUACAAGGAAGGCACACAUUAGAUUUCUACUCACCACCUUGAGAAAAGGAUAACCACUGAUGAAAACUGUUUGCAGCAGAAAACUAAUUAUACUAAUGUUAUCUUUUUAAAAUUCUUAUUUAACCCCUUAAUGAUUAUUUUAGUUCAUUGAACUAUUCAACCUUUUUCUUCUAGUUUACUUACUUUUAAAGCUAAUGCUAUCCAGAAAUGUCUUCCUGGAAUUUCUUAUUUUGCCAAGAAACAAUUCUCUUUCUACCCCCCAAUCUAAUCAGAGCCUAGAAUAUGCAAAGAGAUAGCAAUCCAUCAUCCAGGACAGAAAGAAUCCACGAACAUGGUUGCAAAGUGACAAAAACAAAUAAAGCCUAAUCAUAAAACUCUAAAUAAGACCAGGUAUGGUGGCUCACCCCUGUAAUCCCAGCGCUUUGGAAGGCUGAAGUGGGAAGAUGGCUUGAGAACAGGAGUCUGAGACCAGCCUAGGCAAUAUAUUGAGCCCAGUACCAACAAAAAUUAAAAUUCUAAAAAUUUGCUGAGGUUGCAGUGAGCUAUGAUUGUGCCACUGCACUCCAGCCUAGGAGACAGAGCAAGACCCUGUCUCUAAAAAUACAAAUCAAUAAAUCAAACUCUGAAUAGGCUAAUUAUAAAGCAUACAUUAGAACUACAAACCUCUAAAAGCUUACCACAAAUGUAAGCCUUGUCCUAUACUAAAUCUGGCUUCAAAGGAUUUGCAGACAGUUUAAUAAUAAGCUUCCAAAUGACUUCUAAUUAUUUACACAGAAGAACACUUACAUAUUUAAACAUACCCCUUUUAAUUAUGAAUAAUGCAUAAUUAUAAAUUAACUAUGAAAUGCUAGUCUUUAUACACAAUAUUUGGUCAAAUCAAUAAAUGCUUGACACCCGGACUUGUGCAAGGAAGACACAGGGGUAUAUAAUCUCUACCUACAGGAAUUCUAAAAUAUACUUAGAAAAUGUUUAAGUGUUAAACAAUGUUUUAACUGUCAUUCAAAGAAACAAUAGAAGAGAUAUUUUAAGGUAACACACAAUUAGCUCCCAAAUGAAUGACUUAGUAAAUGCCAUCUAACGUGAAGAGAAAAGCGAGAGAGUUGGCAAAGUUGUGGUUAGAGAAGCAUUCCCAAGAAAGCAGAAAGUCCAUGAGCUCUCCAAAUUCACAAACAUUAACUAUAAAACAGUUAAGAGCUUACUAAUUUACUCUUGAUUUUAGAGAAAUACAGCCUGAGAUGGACAGCAGUAAUUGCAAAGUUAUUGCUCCUCUCCUAAGUCAAAGAUACCGGAGGAUGGUCACCAAGGAUGGCCACAGCACACUUCAAAUGGAUGGCGCUCAAAGAGGUCUUGCAUAUCUUCGAGAUGCUUGGGGAAUCCUAAUGGACAUGCGCUGGCGUUGGAUGAUGUUGGUCUUUUCUGCUUCUUUUGUUGUCCACUGGCUUGUCUUUGCAGUGCUCUGGUAUGUUCUGGCUGAGAUGAAUGGUGAUCUGGAACUAGAUCAUGAUGCCCCACCUGAAAACCACACUAUCUGUGUCAAGUAUAUCACCAGUUUCACAGCUGCAUUCUCCUUCUCCCUGGAGACACAACUCACAAUUGGUUAUGGUACCAUGUUCCCCAGUGGUGACUGUCCAAGUGCAAUCGCCUUACUUGCCAUACAAAUGCUCCUAGGCCUCAUGCUAGAGGCUUUUAUCACAGGUGCUUUUGUGGCGAAGAUUGCCCGGCCAAAAAAUCGAGCUUUUUCAAUUCGCUUUACUGACACAGCAGUAGUAGCUCACAUGGAUGGCAAACCUAAUCUUAUCUUCCAAGUGGCCAACACCCGACCUAGCCCUCUAACCAGUGUCCGGGUCUCAGCUGUACUCUAUCAGGAAAGAGAAAAUGGCAAACUCUACCAGACCAGUGUGGAUUUCCACCUUGAUGGCAUCAGUUCUGACGAAUGUCCAUUCUUCAUCUUUCCACUAACGUACUAUCACUCCAUUACACCAUCAAGUCCUCUGGCUACUCUGCUCCAGCAUGAAAAUCCUUCUCACUUUGAAUUAGUUGUAUUCCUUUCAGCAAUGCAGGAGGGCACUGGAGAAAUAUGCCAAAGGAGGACAUCCUACCUACCGUCUGAAAUCAUGUUACAUCACUGUUUUGCAUCUCUGUUGACCCGAGGUUCCAAAGGUGAAUAUCAAAUCAAGAUGGAGAAUUUUGACAAGACUGUCCCUGAAUUUCCAACUCCUCUGGUUUCUAAAAGCCCAAACAGGACUGACCUGGAUAUCCACAUCAAUGGACAAAGCAUUGACAAUUUUCAGAUCUCUGAAACAGGACUGACAGAAUAAGACUUAUCCAUUUUUUAAUGUAUUAAAUACACCCAGCCAGUUAUGCAGCUACUUUUUCUUUACUGUAUCUCAUGUUUUCUUUUUUCAAUGCUAAUUAUAGCUCUCUACAUCACGGUAAUCAUGCCUAUGCCUACAUAAGAAUGGCUGAGCUAACAAUACACAUUCUGGAAACAUAACACUCUACAUUACAAAGUUUGUUACCUGCUGAAAUCAAUGUAACUCAACUUGACAGACACUUAUACAGAAAUGUUGCUGGUGAAUUUAUAAGAAUGUGGUAUGAUACUAGUAAUGAAGGCAAAAUGGACAGUGAAGUUUAACACAACUGAACUCUAAGAAAAUCAACCAUUAAUCUCUCAUUUUCAUCUGCAAAUUGAAGCAACAGUUUAGUUUCAAACCUAGCUCCCUGGGUGGAAUGACGACUUCACUAUACUUAGUGAAUAUCCUUUAAGAGCUGGGAUUUUUUUCAAGACAACAAAGAUCAUUCAUUUGGUUCUUUAUACUAUGAAACUUGAGUAAGUAUUACCUCCUUAAUUUUUAACAACUAAGAACAAAAAUUAACGAGAAAAACAACAAAGUACAGAUUUAUACAUAAACCUAAAAGCAUUUGAACAUGACACCCGAACACAUACAUAUAUGUUCACUUAUUUGUGGCAGAAGGUGAUCAGAUAAGCUCCAGCCCAAAUGGAACCUGUGGGGUGGUAUUUUGCAUUGCAAGGAGACGCAAAAUUUUAUUUUAAAACUGUCCUCCAUAAUAAUCAAACGGUGAUUCAUCUAAAUGACUUCUAGCAACCUAAGUAAAAACAUUCCCCUCCUAUGUAUGAUUCAUUUGAUCAUAUAAAACAUCAUGAUGGCUCUAAUUCAUAAAUACAAAAAUAUAUUUAAGUCUUUAUAGAUAUAAAGCUUUACUUAGAUAUAACUUGAGUGAGUAGGGAAAAAAAUCUACAGUAGAUAAAGCAAAAGAUAAUUAGGCAACAAAGCAUUUUCAAACUCAAAUUCCUGUUUCCAACUUCAAAUAGUUUUUUCUAUAAACACAAAAUCAGUGUUUAUUCACCAGUAGGAGGUUGGACUAGAUGAACUCUAUUAUUUCUUUCUAAAUCUAAUAGUCUAUAAAAAUUAUGUUUCCUCUGUUUUUUAUUUUAUCUAUGCUAAAAUGAGCCCUUUCCCUUAUGUCCAGUUUAAGAUGAUCAUUUGCAUGAUUUUCAUUUCAAUAAAAAAAAGAGAAACUGUCCUUAAAACAAAACAAAAACCAAAAAAGUCACCCUAUCAGGUUUCAAACAGAUUUGUGGCUGUUCUUUUCUGAAAUUUCCCUUAUUCAGGUUUCUGUGGGAAAAAUGAAAGAUUAACCUUCCCCACUGGUGAUGACCUAGGCAGGAAUCAUCUCUUGAAAUAAAUACUAGCUGAGUAAAGGCAAGCAGGUGUGAAGAGCAGGGCUCAGCAGCAAGUCACAUUUUUCUACUAUUUGACCAAAAGGAAAAGAAAAUAAAGAAGAACUCUGGAGUGGUCUAAGACUGAUAAUAGCAGAAGAAUAUCAAGAACACAGAAACUUAAUUAUUGUGAACUUUUGCUGUUUGAAAAUCUUAGACAUUCAUUCUUAAGUAGAAAUCAGACCAACAGAUUUUCCCAACCCAAGACUAUUGUAACACAUAAAGACAGCAAGAAUUCUUAUUUCUAUAAUAAAUUAACAAGAUUCACCUAACCUUUGAAAAUAAAGUAGUAUUGAAGACUUACAUGGUAUGUUUUUUCCUAAAGGCACUACAUCACUUACACAGUUCACCCUCUCGCUUGUUAAGUGAAGCUGCCCAAGGUGACAUAAGUGAAUGAGUAAAACCUGAGAUCUAAGGUUCCAUUUAAGUCAGAUGAGUUUCAUAUUAUACUUACUGUUUAUAAUAAAUUUGGCAUUUGAAAACUAAAUAUGACUUCCCCUACACAUGCCAAAAAAAACUAUUGGUAAACUACUGUUAUUUAAUAAACACUUUAUAAAUCUAUAAGAAACGUGAUCCAAAACUUUUUUGCAGGAGAUAGAAAGUUUCUGGGAGGACUGUUCAUUGUUUCUUUCACUUAUUUCAAAUCACAGUUUCUAGGUUAAGGAUUAGGUUUUCUAUAGAAAGACCAUUAUCCUCUGAGGAAAAGGAAGUAACAAUGGAAAAAGGGCGGAAAUUACUGGGAGGGAGGAAUGGCUGCUCUGCCUUUCUGGAUGUGCAGCUCACUAACCUGGAUCAUCUGGGAGCUUGGUCAUGAAGUCUUGCACACAUGAUCAGGAAGACUACUUCGGAACUAACUUUAAACGUUCCUUUGGAAACUGAUAAAGAUAGCAUGACAGUUUCAACAAACUGGAGGCAUGUCGUUACCUAAAAAUCUCAGGGGCCUAGUUUUACAUAUGUACAAGCCC
Molecule: messenger RNA, 6345 nt
Organism: Homo sapiens (human)
Lineage: Eukaryota; Metazoa; Chordata; Mammalia; Primates; Hominidae
Gene: KCNJ13
Product: potassium inwardly rectifying channel subfamily J member 13
Exons: 3
Coding region: 2874-3956 (360 amino acids)
Biological process (GO): potassium ion transport
Cellular component (GO): plasma membrane; membrane
Molecular function (GO): inward rectifier potassium channel activity; voltage-gated potassium channel activity
Source: RefSeq, a predicted model, not a curated record